AAUCUCCAUCGUAACGAUCAAAACGAAAAAGGCCGACCUGCUAGUACGAUCGAAAGUUCGAAACGAUCUUGCGCCCAUGGCGUCACGGUUGCUGCUCCGGCUCCGCACCUUCCGCCGGGCUCCUCCUUCUCCCGCGCUUCCUCGCCUCGCCGGCGCUGGCGGUCUCCACCAUCGCUCGCCGCUGGAGGUGCGGCAUCAUCUUCAUGUCAUGUUGCCGCCGAGAGUAGCAGCCAACGGCAGGCGGUGGUUUGGAGGAGGAUCACAUGCCCAUUCGUGGUCGUCUUCCAAGUCAAAGCCACUCGGCCGCCUCAUCGUUGGGAACGUGAUCUCCGCCGCGUCCUUCUCCGCCGCCGGCCUUCUCACUGCCAACAAGAAGUCAGACAAGGAAUCGCCGCCCAUGGGGCCAAAUAACCAUGGAAGCAACAAGGACAAGAGGAACUGCACCGACGCUCUUAUCGCCAUCAAUUUCCUGGUUCAUCUGGUGGACGUAGCAACAAAACGAAAGCUAUGUAUGCUGGGAGCUAAGAGCAACGACUUGAUAAAAAAGGGGGAGAUAUGGCGUCUGGCAACAGCAGCCGUUCUUCAUAAGGAUUUUACUCACUUUGCUAAUAACAAUCGCGCUUUGGAGGAGCUUGGGCCUAUGGUGGAAGAGGUUACCGGAACUAGAAGAUUUCUAGCUAUUUAUUGCACCUCGGCAUUAUCAGGUUCGCUGAUGAGUUACUGGUUUAACCCCGCACGUUCUAUUGGUGCAUCCGGUGCUAUUUGUGGAUUGAUUGGUGCAAAAGCAGUUUAUAUGUGGAGGCACCGGGAGUUUGUGGACAAGGCAAAUGAAACUCUAGUGGAUAUUGCACUUGUGGUUCUCAUUAAUCUGGCAAUUGGCCUCUUCUUAAAGCACGACAUUGACAACUGUGGACAUUUGGGAGGCUUGCUUGGGGGAGCGGCUGUCGAAUGGUUUGUAGGUCCACAUUGGAAGAAGCAUGCUGGGCCGUAUGCACGGGAGGCGUUCCAAGAUAGGGCACCCCUUGUUUGGUUCACGAACAAUUAGAAGACCAUAGUUACUUCUUGGCUUGUACAUUGAAUCAACAUGCCCCUACACAAAUACCCAUAUUAAUUAAGCAGUUGGAGUGUCGUUUACAAAGUGCAGACAUCUCCUAGUAGUCUCCAGAAUCUAGCUAGAUUCCACACUUGCAAUGGAGCCUACUGUACUAGUGUUUAGAUGCAGUUGUGGCCGUUUUUUGUUAACCAAUACUACAA
Triticum aestivum (bread wheat) is the source of this 1254-nucleotide messenger RNA. RefSeq names its product RHOMBOID-like protein 10, chloroplastic. Gene Ontology annotation, cellular component: chloroplast membrane. The coding region runs from base 77 to 1045 and encodes 322 amino acids. Gene Ontology annotation, molecular function: serine-type endopeptidase activity. NCBI's taxonomy places the organism in Eukaryota, Viridiplantae, Streptophyta, Magnoliopsida, Poales, Poaceae. The transcript has 9 exons. The record is from RefSeq and is a predicted model, not a curated record.